CCCUCGCAACGGGAAACACACGCAUUCCGCUGCCCCAGUCCUGCAGGCUGCAGCCUCCUGCGACUGCGAGGUAGAGAGAGAUUCCGCGCGCGCGCCCCGGGGCAAAGCUCUCUAGUGCCAUUACUGUUCGGUGCGGUGCGCUCAGUGAGGCAGACAGACAGAGCCUGGUGGUGGAUAGAGAAGAGAGAGGAAGGAGGCGACGUCUCCAAUGCGGAGGGGAUAGACAUUGGGGGAGAGGGGAUAAAGCGGUGCUCUUUCUUCUUGCCCACCGGUACACACGGAUCGGAGCAUCGCCAUUGAUGUGCUCGCUGCUCCGCCCCAUUGUGUGAUUGGUUCAGUUCGCACUGCUCACUGAUCAGGAUGGAGGGGAUGGACUUCCUGUUGGGCAUAGGCAUGAAUGAGGAGGAUAUCAAGACAAUGCUGUUUGGGGAGAAAGUUGAUGACCUGAAAGAAGACAGAUUUGAUGGUUCUGAGGAGGAAAGGCAAAUAUUUGAGGACAUUUUCGGCGGAACAAGUGACGGAACCAGUUCUCUGCCAGCUAGCACACCAUCCGGUUCUGCCUCCAACCGCAAGGUGGUCCGCUGCCGUAUAGUCGAGUCGUUUACUCAUGGCAACCUAUCAAGCUACCAUGUCUUCUAUCAUAGUGCAAUUCAACAGAUGCAGAACACAAUGCCUUCUGAACCCAUGGUACAGUCGACGCCACCUCCUGUUGAUCGGGUGUACGUUCGAAGGGCCGUGAUUCGCAGGAGUCGGAGAGCACAACUUUGCAGUGUUCUGGAUUGGCAAAGGAUUGACAUUGCCAGUAUGGUCUCACAGCGACGGGGUGGCCGUGGCGGCAGUGGCCUUGGAAAACUCUGGAAUCAUCUCCGGCUGCAUGCUCAUCUUCUGAUGAUGGAUGCCGGGUGGAAGAUCGAGGGAAAGGAAAGGGGGGACAAGAGUAAGGUCGAUCUCAUGUACGAGUCUCCCGACAAAAUAAUGCGCCUAGUUUCCCUUCCCAAGGCUUGGAAAUGCUUUGGUCAGUGGUUGCUUAUUCAGUCGUCCAGAUUUGAUGGAAAUGACUAUGGAAAGGAAUGGAUGAACAUGUAUGACUUUUUGUAUGAUUUGAAGAACACACUCUUAUGCUUAGAGCAUGAGGUCCGGCUUCCGAAGCAAUCUCUAUCCUUCCUCCACCAGUGGCAGCUUCUUGAUCCUUUCAUGGCAGUAGUUUGCAUUGAUAAGAAGGUCGCAGCUCUGAGAAACGGAGUUGCACUGAAAGCUGUGAACAGCACAGUUACAUUCCUCAGCCAUAGUGAGAGUAAGCGGCUGUUUCGUAGGAAUGCUAACAAGCCACUUGGGCUGAACUAUCCAAGCAGCUAUAACAAGGCGCAUCCCAGGUCACGGAAAAAUCUUCUGCCGCUUCUUCUAUCUGAUGGCCAGCCUCACAAUGAGGAAAACCUGCACAAUGGACACUCUUCUAUGUCUGGAUCAAGUAAGCAUAUUCGAUAUGAAGUGGAUCAAAGGUCACUGACCAUCGAAAAAAUAAAUGAAAGAAGCAACGGAAGUACUGCUCAUCAUACAGUGAAAGGUCUCCAAGAUGCAGCUGAUCAUGUCAGUUCAAGGCCUACUUAUUUUAGUGCAGAAAAGGAGAUUUCAUACUCAAAAAUGGCUCGGAAUGUUCAAGAUGAGUCUGAUCCGCUAUAUGUCCCGCGUAAUUAUUCUUCAGCUCACCUGGUUGAAAAUGUGCAAACUGAUGGUCCAAGUUCUCAUUUCUGUCAAGUGAUGGAAACUGUGGAUGCAGGCAAUUCUGCAGAUGGUCCUUCUGACGAGUGGCUCAUAAGACCAGACUUUCUGUUUACUCAUGAAGUUGACAAGAUGAUCCUUGGGAGAACAGAUGAUGUCAACAAUGAACAUCAUAGUGCUGCACUUGUCUCUGAGUACCAAGUGGGAAAUGAGAAUGUAAUGAAUGGACCUUCGUCUGGUACAUUAUCACUACCAGAAGAAAAGGAUUCAUGCUUCGAAGCUAUCAGAGAUGACUUCAACAAUGAGCAUGAUGUUGCUGUUGUCCCUGAACUCCAAGUGGGAAAUGAACGUGUGGGGAAUGAACCUUCUGCUGGUUCAUUGUCACUACUAGCAGAAAAGGAUACAAACUAUGAAGCAAAAGAGGUUAGCCUGGAAGAGAUGUCAAAAACAGGACAGUUGUCAUCUGAAGCCACUGGUAGCGAAUUGAUGAUUGCCGAACCACAAGUACUGUUUGUGUCCCCGCAAGACGGGAGACUCUCAUUCAUGAACAGCAGUACCUACAGCCAGGAGAUGUGGAGUUGCCUUAAUUUACCUCAUGACAACAUGGGGGCUAACAUGCAGCUGGACGACCAGUCAUCGGCUUACGAAGCGAGCUUGAUUCAGGGAUUCUUAUAUCUUGAUAGUGAGGGUUCUCCAAUUGGUUGGGAAGUAAUAAACGUAGAACCUCCUAGGCAGUUGUUCUGUGGCCCUUCUUCGGAACCAAACUUAAACGUGUCUGGCCAUUGUGGUGAACUGAGCAUGGAAAAUCAGGCACCGACAUUGGGACAAAUGCAAAUAUCAGAGUUUGAUCCAAGUAAGAAGGGGCAAAAAAGGUCUGAGAAGGUUGCACAUACCAAAGAUGGUGCCAGUAGGAAGAAACCAAAUGUACAUGGUUUUCAUGCAAGUCAUUGUGCAAUUGGUGAAGACAUGGACAUCGAGCAUGUGUGUUCGAAUCAAAAAAGAUCCCAGAAGGUUGCAGAUAUCCAAGACAAAGUUAGCAGGAAGAAACAGAAAGUAAACGACGGUCAUAUAAGUGACUGCAUAAUUGGUCAAUGCAUGGGUAGUAGAGCUGAAAAUCCCACUGGUUGUUUAGCUUAUAGUGAGGAACUGCAGAUAAGUGCAUCAAUCAGUGAGCAGGCCCGUCUGAAUCUAGUGCACAAAAUGAAAGUCCACAAAGAACAAGCUGAAGAUAGUAGUGAACCCCCAAAACAACUCAUGUCAGAACAACCGCUCAAAAAUGAUGUCAAGUUUGGGAAGAAACCAUGGACUCGUAAAUCCAGGUUUGACGAGGAUGAUCUUUUGAUGUCAGCUGUAAUAUAUAGGCUGACUGCCCGUUACAGGAACUCUUUUAAUCGAAUGCUCAUAAAUAGAGCUGGCUUCAAAUGUCUUCCCAGAUCUCGCUGGGAGAAUGAAGAAAAAUGUGACCAGAAGAGGUUUCCUGAAGGAGCAAGAACGGUGUUGAGCAAGUUACUUGAGAUGGGCAUUGUUGGUACAGAGAAUGUUCUUCAAUAUAAAAGGCCAGGAGACAAACACGUGCUGAAAGGUGGGAACAUAACCAAGCAUGGCAUUCGGUGCCGGUGUUGUGACACCACAUUUACCAUGUCCAACUUUAGGUGCCAUGCAGGUCUCAGACAAAAAACCCCCUCUCUGAAUCUUUUCUUGGGUUAUGAUAAAUCCUACAGCCUAUGUCAGCUUCAAGCAUGGUCUAUUGAGUAUAAGGCGAGGAAAGAACGUGCAAUGGAUAUUAUGUCACUACAAGCAGAUGAAAAUGAUGACACUUGUGCAUUAUGUGGUGAUGUCGGUGAGCUAAUAUGCUGUGACAACUGUCCUGCUAGUUACCAUCAGGCCUGCUUGCCUUGUCAGGAAAUUCCAGAUGACAGCUGGUACUGUUCUAGCUGCCUGUGCAAUGUUUGCGGGGAAGUGGUCAAUUCAAAGGAUCCAAAAACUAUCCUACAUGCUUUAGAAUGCUCACAGUGUGAAUGUCGAUAUCACAUAAACUGUGUAUCGGGUAAAGUUUUGUGUGAUGAGGAAGGUGGAACUGGUACCUGGUUUUGUGGAAGAAGAUGCCAACAGAUUUAUACAGCCAUGCGUUCUCUUGUUGGAAUACCUGAUCACACCGGUGACGAAUUUUCUUGCACCAUACUUCGUAACAAUGAUGAUCAAAAGGUUCGCUCAGCUGCAGAUAUUGCUCUCCUGGCCGAGUGCAACAUGAAAUUAGUUAUUGCCUUGAGUCUUUUGGAAGAAUGUUUCUUGCCUAUUUUCGAUCCGAGAACGGGGAUAGACAUAAUGCCCCCUAUGGUGUAUAACUGGAGGUCCAACUUUGUACAUUUGGACUACAAGGGGUUCUAUACUAUAGUCCUGGAAAAGGAUGACAGCAUUCUUUCUGUGGCGUCCAUCAGGUUACAUGGUGCAAGUGUAGCAGAGAUGCCUCUGAUAGCUACUUGUUCUGAGAAUCGGCAACAGGGGAUGUGCAGGCAACUGGUGGAUUACAUCGAGGAGAUGCUGAAAGCGCUGAAGGUGGAAAUGCUGCUUCUAUCUGCAAUACCAAAUCUAGUUGAUACGUGGACAUCAGCAUUCGGGUUCAGGCCGAUAGAUGACUCUGACAAGAAGAAGCUGAGCAGGGUCAGGCUGGCCUCAGUCCCUGGAACUGUUCUACUGAAGAAGGAUCUGUACGAAUGUUCAGAAACCGAAGCAGCAGGGGACGGCAUGGAGCACCUCUCACGUGGCCACCAGUUGUUGUCGGCGCAAGGAACUCCAUCCGUCGCCAAGUCCAAACAUCCCCAGCCGUCUGAAGACACCGGUCCAGUUUGCGCGACGGAAAGCAGCCUCAUCGACGAGCUAGGAGGCUUGAUGAUCGGUCCGCAGCAUGUUGGUCCUCCGUCAGCUGUUGCCCUUGGUGAAAGCCUCGAUUCUGAGUGGAUCGGCACGAUGGCGGCGUCCCUGACGUCGUACCUUCGUUGGGAGCAUCGUGCUUGAAGACACGGCUCGGAGGUCCUUUGGUGCUCUCCUCCGGUGCUCGCCAUUGUCCAAGGUUGUUCUUCACGUGUGGUAUGCACGCCAUGGCUGGUGAGUCCAAGACGAUGCUUUCUCGGGACCAUCCAAGUUCCGCCAUUGAUCUUCUUCUGAUGGUUCGUCGACAAGGAGAGCCCUUUUGGAGCAGUUGUUCUUCGGAGGUUUUCAGCUUCGGUUGAGACGCGGUUGUGUAGCUUAGGUUAUGACAGGCUCUUUCGUUUUGUGUUUGUCUUGGCUGUCCUCGGACUAGCCGGUGUGGAGUUGGUGCUACGCUCAUUGCUCGCAGCGAGUGUUAAUGUUCUUGUAUUCAAACCUCUACCUUCUAUAAAAAUUUGGUAUGCCUACCCUC
Messenger RNA from Lolium perenne, 5119 nucleotides. RefSeq lists its product as uncharacterized. Gene Ontology annotation, molecular function: acyltransferase activity, transferring groups other than amino-acyl groups. NCBI's taxonomy places the organism in Eukaryota, Viridiplantae, Streptophyta, Magnoliopsida, Poales, Poaceae. The record is from RefSeq and is a predicted model, not a curated record.